This is a messenger RNA of Drosophila serrata, 1540 nucleotides long. Its product is annotated as synaptic vesicle glycoprotein 2A. Gene Ontology annotation, biological process: transmembrane transport. Gene Ontology annotation, cellular component: membrane. Gene Ontology annotation, molecular function: transmembrane transporter activity. The record is from RefSeq and is a predicted model, not a curated record. NCBI's taxonomy places the organism in Eukaryota, Metazoa, Arthropoda, Insecta, Diptera, Drosophilidae.
AUGCACGGCUCACGGGAGAGCAACACCCUCAGUCGCAAUGUGUGGGACUACGACAUGGUAUUGGAGAAAAUUGGUUAUGGAAAAACACAAUGGAUUUUAUUACUGGUCAGUGGUCUCCUGACCAUUACAUCCGUGGCUGCCCAGCAGGUCAUGAGCAUCAUCGUCAUAGCCUCACACUGUGAAUUCCACACAACACAAGCGGAAAAGGGGGUAAUGAUGGCGGCUAGUGUUACAGGCAUCUUUCUAUCGACCUACAUAUGGGGAUAUAUCAGCGAUGAUAUAGGGCGUCGCAAGGUUUUGCUCUACGGAAAUUUCGCCAGCAAUGCCCUUCAAUUUAUUCUCAUGUUUGUCACAAGCAUCUCCCUGUUUAACAUUAUUAACCUUCUUGUUGGAAUCAGCGUGGGUGGAGUCUCGGCAGCACUUUAUGCAUAUCUAAGUGAAUUCAACAUACCCCGACAUCGAGCUGUGGCAAUUAAUUAUUCGACAAUGUUUGUUAGUGUUACUGCGAUAUAUGUUCCAGCAACGGCCUGGCUAGUACUUUCAUCCGAUUGGGCUAUAACCUUAGGGGACUUCGUUUUCCGACCAUGGCGCUUGAUGUUGUUAGUUAGUCUUCUACCCGGCCUAAUCGGUGGCUUAAUCCUUUUGUAUUACCCCGAAAGCCCAAAGCUAUUGCUGUCCCAAGAUAAGACCGAAGAGGCAAAAGAAGCUGUCGGUUGGAUUAGUAAAUUCAACAGGGGAAAGCCCAUUCAGCAGGUUCUGGAUUGUGACGAAUUCACAUUAAAGUCCGAGGAUCCAGCUGGCGAGAACUUGUUAUCCGACAGUCAGGGCUGCGGUAUUGUGUCCAAAAUUGUUCGAGCAACUAUUCCCCUGUUUCACAAGCCCCACGGAUUCAAUUUUAUUCUUUGUAAUCUGGCCCUGUUUGGAAUGUUCUUUAGCUCGAAUGGCAUGCAGCUUUGGUUUCCAGAAAUUGUCAACCGAUCAUCUGGUGCCGAAAAUAACUCAUCUACAGUGUGCGAAAUAUUAAGCGUACCCGUUGAAACCCCACAAAAUGUCACAGAAACACUGGACUGCACCGAUCCCAUUUCAAGCAAAACCUAUAUAGACAACUUGAUUGUUGGUUUUGCAUUCUUAAUUGGCUUUUCCAUUCAAGGCACUCUACUAAAUCCCUUGGGUCGAAAGAAUGUACUUUUAGCUGCUCUUGCAGUGGCUGCAUUGAGUGGAAUAUUCCUGCAUUUCAUGGGAAAUCCCACAGGAGUUCUAAUACUGUUUUGCCUUUAUAUACUGCUGCCAGGACUCUCUAUAUCCAUCAUGAUAGGAGCCAUCGUUGAUCUGGUGCCCACAAACCUAAGAUCUAAGGCAGUUAGCUUUUGCAUGUCCAUGGGACGACUUGGAAUCAUUGCUGCCACAAACUUAAUGGGAGUUAUGUUGCAACCAUAUUGCAAUACAACAUUCGCCAUAUUCACUUGUACGCUAAUUGUGUGCAUUGUAAUUGUUCAUUACCUUCCAAUUAAAAACUCUGCUUAAGUUUGCACGUUUGAUU